GUGAAGGCGCGCGCCGUCGCUCUCGACCACGCGCGCGUCAACGUCGACGAUGUCGACGCGCUCGUGUCGGGCCUCGGCGCGCUCGGCCUGCGAGCGAGCGAGGACAAACAGCAUCCGAUCACGCGCGUGCAAACACCGCCGCCGUUGCGGAAGCACGCGCACGCGCGCACGGUGAGCGUCUCGGAUGUGGAUGUGUCCGCGGUGAAGCUCGAGCGCGACGAAGCGCCGGCGAAGCGCAAGCGCCGCGUGGGGUUGUUGUACGACGACGCGAUGGAAAUGCACGAAAAGGAGGGACACUUCGAACAGCCGGCGAGACAUCGGGUCGUCGUGAAUGAGAUCAAGGCGGAGAAACUGGAUUUGAGAUGCGAACGGCUGGAGGCGCGAGAGGCGACGGAGGCGGAGCUGACGCGCGCGCACACGAAGGAACACGUGGCGUUCGUCGAUUCGGCGUUCGACGUCGAUGGAGAGAAGGUACAAGUUAUGACUGGCGAGGACGUGUUCGGCGAUGACAUCUUCUUCACGAAGCAUACGGCGAAGGGGGCGCGCAUGGCGGCGGGGACGGUCGCGGAGGCGUGUUUGGCGGUGGGGCGAGGAGACGUAGACCGAGCGUUCGCGGUGGUGCGACCACCGGGACAUCACGCGGUGUGCGGACAAGCGAUGGGAUUUUGUUUCUUCAAUAACGCCGUCGUGGGAGCACGAGCGGUGAUCGAGACAAAACUGUGCGAGCGAGUCCUGAUAAUCGAUUGGGACGUGCACCACGGUAACGGCAUCCAGGACAUCGUGUACGAAGACGAGAGCGUGAUGUACGUAUCGUUGCAUCGAUACGGCGAUGGAUUUUACCCGGGCACGGGUGCUGUAGCGGAGGUUGGUAAAGGCGGUACGAAUGUGAACGUUGCGUGGUCGGAGAAGGGCUUGGGAGACGCCGAUUACUUGGCCGCGUUUGACGUCGUCAUCGAGCCCGUGGUGAAAUCUUUCGCUCCAGAUUUGAUCAUCAUCGCCGCUGGAUUCGACGCCGCGGACGGCGAUCCACUCGGAGGUAUGAUGGUAUCGCCCACGGGCUACAUGCACAUGACGAAGCGUUUGAUUGAAAUCGGUACCGGGCGCGUCGUCGUCGCUCUUGAAGGUGGUUACGCCCUUCGCCCGCUCGCCACGUGCGCGACGGCGACGCUUCGAGCGUUACUCGGCGAUGAACCGAAGCCUAUAUCAUCGCGGUCUCGACCGAGGAAAUCAAGCAUCAAGCUCUGUCGCGAGCUCGCGUCGCUGCUCGCAGAGCACUGGCCCGUGCUAGAGAGCGACGAGUACAAGAAUUCGACGGCGUUGAUCGCGAAACGCGCCACCGUCGUCGGCGCCGCGCGAGAGUACCCCACCGGUCGCCGCUCGAAAUCGCCCGCAAAUUCUUCCUCGUCCGCCUCCACUGCCGUGGGCGCCGUCUGUACGACUUAA
Messenger RNA from Ostreococcus lucimarinus CCE9901, 1443 nucleotides. RefSeq lists its product with no specific name. The transcript has a single exon. NCBI's taxonomy places the organism in Eukaryota, Viridiplantae, Chlorophyta, Mamiellophyceae, Mamiellales, Bathycoccaceae. Gene Ontology annotation, molecular function: histone deacetylase activity. The record is from RefSeq and is a predicted model, not a curated record. Gene Ontology annotation, cellular component: histone deacetylase complex. The annotation marks the transcript as partial. Gene Ontology annotation, biological process: chromatin organization.